UUACUGUUAGUUGUAAUCAGUCAUCUUUGUCUUAGUGAAAAAUGGCAGCAAGUAGUAGCGGUGUCGAGUGGACCUCGAUUAUCAAACCAAUAUUAGCCGCAUCAUACGGCUCGCUCAGCAAAUUAGACGUUGCGAAUUUCGUCAAAGGAAUUAUAAGAAGUGAAUCAGAUUUUGAGAAACGGGAUGUGGAAUUCGAACCAUUCUUCACUGCAUUCAGCAUUUUGGCUGCAGAAUAUCUCAGUUCAGGAGCAGAUUGCUUGGAAAAGAGUCAAGUGUCUUGCGUUAGUCAUGCCUCGAAGGUUCUCCUGCGCUUUUUGGUCGAACGACUCAGCCGAUCUGAAGCUGACGACAGCCAACUGGCCCGCCUGCUCCUGCUCGCUGUGCAAGGCUUGUGCCAGGGCAAAAGCACCCUGCAGGUGGCGGAUCGGCUGGCUUUGACUGCGGACAUGAAAGUGGCUCGUUUGCCUGGUCCCUCAAAAACUGCCAGCCAAGAAAAAGAAGCCGAGCCGCUGAAACGCCCGCGGUCCGACUUAACAGCUGCCAUCCUUGAGCAGCUGACCACCCCAUUGAGUCCACUGAAUGUAGCUGACUCGCCUGAGGCUGCCAAGGAAGCAGCCGAGACUGAGGCUCAUGGACAAUUUGUACGACGAAAUGUGGCAAGUCUGAAAGCUUUGAACGCCUCUGACAGGAUUUUAGAUGUUUGCCUCGGUCUCAAGAGCCUGAAACUGUAUCUCUCUGGAGAUGAGAAGUCAUCAACAACCGCAGACGCUCUCCACGUGAAACAGCAAGCAGCCACCCUUCUGGCGGAAGUGUCUCUGGUUCACACUGCGUUGGGCCUGCCCAUUCUGGAACCCUUAAAUGCAGACAAACUUGAGAAGCUAGCGAUAAUCAGCCUUGGAUGCUUGCAAGCGGCAGUGGCAUGUGCCUCGUCGGCUGUCUUGCUCAACGCCAACCAAGCCACCGUGAAAAACAAGGAAGAAGAGCUUGAUGCUGCCAUGGUCGGAGUGGUCGAAAAGUCGAUCGAAGUUGCGGACAUGGUGGCCGCUGCCCUGACAGCGUCGAAGCACGUUGAAAAAGGCACACUGUUAAAUGUGGAGACCACCUGGGCGGUGACCCUAGUUCAGGGUCUCUGGCAGCAGGUGUCUGCCACCUACGAACACAGACAGCAGGAGAAAGGCAAGUCACCGAGCCGCGCCGUGUCAGGUCGAGUGAAUCUGCAGAAAGUGCAGCAGGGCUUCAGUGUGCUCUCUGUGGCCCUGGCAGGACAGGCUCUCAAGCUCUGCACGCACAUCUUAACCGAUCUCGACGAAGAUGACAAGGAAUGCACAGAUAUUCCCACUAUCGCUCCUGAAAAUCUUAGCACAAAGUAUUCAGCCGCAGAACGUGUUGCUUACCUACUGAACGCAGCACCUCUGCUCCAGCUGUUGCAUUACCUUGCGAUUAUAUCGUAUAGAAAGGCGUACACACUGAAGAAAGCCUUGAAACCUACAAAUGAAGAGGAUACUGUCAGCUUCUCUGAUUCGACCAUUUACAAUGGGGAUGAUUUUAGUUUUUCAGAGGACAGCUCAGAAGAUGAAGACAGCGAACCAAUAUUAGGUCAGUGGCUAGAGAAAACUCUGGCUCCAAAAAUGACGUCAGAAGGGAGCGAGGCUGAAGGGGAUCUUGAUGAGUCCAAAAGUGGACAGCAAACGGCAAUUUCCUCAUCCUCAGGACUGCAGAGCUCAGUAGUUCCGGAAAAAGGAGAGCCUCACGGCUACAUCCAGCUUGCAAGUGAGGUGUUUAACUUCCUCACUUCCAACCUAGUUUGCUCGCCCAGCGAACUCAUUCGCUCCAACGUUGCUGCCAACUACUGCGAGCAGCACACCGUCAUCCUGGCAGCCAUAAUCCGGGACUUGGACAGGGAAACGGCCAGAACAAAAACGGGAUCCAUACCCGCCUACUUUGGCGCCAGCCUUGGUGCCCUUUACUUUAAGUUCAGCCACUGUCUCACUCUCUACACGCACAACCUGCUCGCCACGUCCAUUUUGCCGGAGACUCUGCAGAUUUCGCUGCUCAGCCAUUUGGGGGUCAAUCCGACUCCUCAAGAGCAGCCAUGGCCCUUGCAGGUGUAUCCGAGAGCAUUAGCGGUGCUGUCGCAGUACAUAGUCAUGAAGAAGCAGCCAGAGCAGGAAACGCUGAUUUUGCGCAUUUGGAGCCGCUUGGUGAACACGCUGCUUGAAUGCGUCACAAGCCCGGCAGAGCCAGUCGACUCAGAGAAUGAGGAUCUCAACGUGGAACAUGCUCAGCUCCUGUUAUUUUUCUUCCACUACCUAAGUCUACUGCAGAAGAAGUCUGUGCUGCUGCAGGUGUCAGCCGGGUUGAUUAAAUGCGGAGAAUUGAUUGCGGAGAGGGUGUCAACCCUGAGAGAAAGCCAACUGCUUCACACGGCCAGGCUGAUCCACCUGUUUGAGCACCUGAUGCGGCACCUGUACGAAGCACCUGCCGUACUUCUGGAGCAAAUCAGAUGGAACCUCUUCAGUGCCACUGGCCUCUUACCAGCAGACAAGGGCUCAAAGAUUGCCUCAAGAAUGUUUUGCCCAUCCCAGGAUGUCGUCGAUAACAUGACCAAAGGUGCUGGCCAGGAAGACUCUGGCAUGAGACCAAGAUACUACAGCCUCACCUCUUUGGAAAUGAAUCAUGAAGAAUGUCCUAAGCUGGACGGUCUGGCCUGCAACUUUGUUCUCGCCACCCCUGAAAAGCUGAAAUACCCGUCCUUGAUUGACGCCCUAAUCCACCUCUUGGGCGUGUUGCACAAAUGUGACUCAAGCUGGUGUCGCAAGGGCCAGUCGCCCUCGCUCCUCUGCACUGUUCAGUACCUGUUCUGCAGUGCGUGGAGAAUGCUGCUGCUGCUCCCGCCGUCGGCUCCUUUCGUCAGCCAGCUGGGGGUUGGCGCCGACCCUACCGAUGUACCCCUCCUGCUGUACACACUAGUCUGGGGCCCCAGGACUGGCUGCUCUGUGUUUUCUUCCUACAUCAAGGACAACCUCAUCAAACAAGGAAUGGUGCCAAACGCUGACACCUUGUUGAAAACGGUGAGCUCCACGCAGACCAGCUUGCACUACACAGCAACCGUUGCCAGGUCCGUGCUCGGAGCCUUCCGUUCCAAGUAUCUCCAGGCUAGCAACUCGCCAUCGCUGGAUCUGUCGGACGUAAUCGCUGUUGACGUGGUGUUGGCCAAACUGCUAGGCCACUUGCACGACACAAAGCAACAGGCCGCUGUCGAGACUGCCAUCAGUCUUUUGCCAGACUUAUUGGCCGUGUUAGCUCACGUGUCUGGUGCUGUCAGGAAAGGGUUGCUUGCUUACGUGGAGGACAGCAACGAGUGGCUGCUGGACGUGUUGGCCAUUGCUUCUUCACAGAACACGCACACUGCAAAUUUGACCCUGGGUCUCAGGACUCUCUUGCCGGCUUCAGUAAGAUCUGCCCUGGACAGAUGGAACAGCAGCAAAGCCACUUACGUCCCUGGCUCUGCCUAUGCCAGUGAUCAGCUUCCUGGGGAAAGCCACUUGUUGAGUGUGCUCAACAACCACGUGUCAAAGCUUUACAGAUGUGACUCGUGCUUGACCAACGAAUCUUUGAAGCACCUAGCCCAUGCACUUGUCUCUUUCUCGUCAGACCUGGCCACCAAGUUAGGGCCUGUAGAUUUGGCACUUCGUCAGCAGAUUGUGGCUGCUCUGUUGCCAGUGUCGCAGGAUGCUUGCGCUGAGUAUCUCUUUGAGCUUCUCAGUGGAGCUCUGCUUGAGGCUUCGAGUGACGACCAACAGAGACAGGUGUUUUGCACUCUGCUAGCUCACUGCUACCGCUUGCUCCUGGCAGAGGGAGUCGACGAAAGAGUUCAUUCUGAGUGUCUGAAAAUCAUGGAAGCGCUCCUAGAGCAAGGGGCCCCAGCGUUGCUCUCCUUUUUCACAGAUGCUGAUUUGACCAGGGUUUUGCUUGCGAGGCAAACUACCAACCGCAGAUUUUUCAACCAGCUUUUUGCUGCUGCUGAUAAGAACCCUGGAGGCCCAUUGGAGGCGCUCUGUGUGGCAACAGUUUCAAAACUUUCGGGAGUUGAAAGAAAAGAGCUCUCAGAGUGGCUCAGACAUCUCUUGCUAGGGCAAUUGUGCCUGGACUCUCCAGAAGUGCCCUCAGACGAAAUCCCUGAGCCUGCGGAGUCGAGCAGCAAGAAGACGGCAGGCCCAGAACAAGUAGAAAACCAACAGCUGCUACGCUAUUUGGUCUCUUACAUAGUGAAGGAAGGCCCUGCCUCUGAGGCUCUGUCGAGAACCAUUUUGGAAGCGCUCAUACCCAUCGGCUCACGGCUGCUUACCUUAGACAUGCCAGGAACUGGAUUUUCAGACGUCAUGCAGAUCAUGGUCACUCUAGCCAAUUCGGGAUCCAGAAGAGGCCACAUCCACCUAUUCUGCGCGGCCACCCUUUGGCUUGAACAGUGCAAAGAAUUCAUAGUUGAUAGGGAAACCUUGAAAAAAAUUGAAAAGGAUCAAAGUCUGACUGGAAAGACUCGUGAUAUUGUUGAAGCAGCCGGACAACUGCUUAACUACGUGGCCGAUAUUAUUGGAGCGCUUGGCAUAUCCCAAAACAACUCUAUGAUUGGGGAGAGAGCCCAGUCGCCAUGGGACAGCAGCGACCUUAGCCCGCCAGACACUCUUGACUGUGAAUGGAUGGAAGAGUGGAUGGGCGGAGAUGAUGAAGACAGCACAGGAGAAGAUUCUGAUGAGGACAGCCUGUGCAACAAACUGUGCACUUUCACUCUGACCCAAAAGGAGUUCAUGAACCAGCAUUGGUAUCAUUGUCACACAUGCAAAAUGGUUGACGGUGUUGGAGUGUGCAGUGUGUGCGCCCGGGUGUGUCACAAAACGCACGACGUAACGUACGCUAAGUACGGCAACUUUUUCUGCGACUGCGGAGCGAAAGAUGACAACUCCUGUCUCGCACUCGCAAAGCGCAGCCCAGAACCGCAACCAGCUCCCCCGUUCAGCGUGGACUCAUCUCAACCUCGCCGAGCUACCUCUUCUCCUGUCCCGGAGCGGUCGGAACGAGCCAAAGAUGACAAAGCGCGCCACCGUUCUGCGCUCUCCCAACAGCUAGAGGCGUGUGCUGAAACACUGAUGCACCACGCCGCUGGAAGUCCUAUGGUGGGCUCCCUGCUUGAGAUGCUAUGCUUGCUUGUUGGAGCUGUUAGGGCCGCCUGUGAAAGAAACAGCUCGGUUGGAUGCCACGCAAGGGCUCAACAAGCCCUUCUUCGUCUCCACACACACCCAAAAACGUUUGAAACGUGCGACCAACUGAUGGUGCCAACUCUUGGCUCUCAAGAGGGCGCUUUUGAAAACGUCCGCUCAAACUACCCUGGUGACCAAGGCCAGACCAUAAGACAGCUACUGUCGGCCCACAUGAUCCGAAGAGUGGCCAUGUGCUGCCUGAGUUCGCCGCACGGAAGACGCCAGCACCUGGCCGUCAGUCAUGAAAAGGGCAAGAUCACGGUGCUCCAGCUGAGUGCACUGUUGAAACAAGCUGACUCAUCCAAGAGGAAACUCACCCUGACUAGACUAGCCUCGGCACCAGUUCCCUUCACGGUGCUUUCCAUCACGGGAAAUCCUUGCAACGAAGACUUUCUCGCUGUUUGUGGCUUAAAGGAUUGCCACGUUCUUACGUUCAGUGGUUCAGGCACAGUUUCGCAGCACCUAGUGCUGCAUCCGCACUUAGAAACAGGAAACUACAUCAUUAAAGCAGUGUGGCUGCCAGGAUCACAAACCCAACUGGCCUUGAUCACUGCUGACUUUGUCAAAGUUUACGACCUGGCAAAGGAUGUGCUCAGUCCUCAGUUCUACUUCCUCGUACCCAGCGGCAAAAUUCGCGACGCCACUUUCGUCUUUGCUGAGGAUUCAGAGCCAGCAUUGCUGCUCAUGUCAUCAGCGGGCUACAUCUACUCGCAAACAAUGGGACCAGACAGCUCUGCUGAGCACGGACCAUUCUAUGUCACCAACACGCUUGAGGUGAACCACCCUGACGUUAAAGAUGCCAACGGCCUGAUCGCAGGAGGAGGUGUUUCGGUCUACUACUCACACACCUUACAGCUGCUUUUCUUCAGUUACAACCAGGGCAAAAGCUUCCUGGCGCCACUCAGCAAAGACCUCCACCUAGGCGCCGUAUUUCAGAUCCAGCUGGCGAAAGCGGGCAAGGGAAGCCAAACGCAAGCUGCUCAGCCACUGUGCCAGUGGUCUGAAGUGCCUAAUCACCCCGGCCUGGUGUGCAGUGUGCUGCAGUCGUCCAACAACCCGGUCAUUCUCAUGCUCAGACCGGACACUGUCCUGGUCCAAGAAAUCAAGGUUGUGCCGGCUAAAGCGAAAAUCAUGGACAUGGUCGCCAUCAGACACGCCGCCUCGGGCUCCGAACUGCGCACCACUUUGAUUCUUCUGUGCGAGGACGGCAGCCUCCGCAUCUACAUGGCAGGCCAAGAGCACACCUCCUUCUGGCUCUCCGUGCAGCCGUCCAAUAGGUCCUCCAAGCGCCGCAAAGCUACUGCAAUCAAGACGACUAGUAAGGCGUCGAAGCCAAGUGCGGCCCCUGCUUUUCCAGUCGACUUUUUCGAGCAUUGCCAACUGAUGAGCGAGGUCGAGUACGGUGGAAAUGACGUACUUGAGACUUACAACACUGAACAAAUCAAGAACAGACUGGCCAAGCAAGGACAGUACAUUGCCAACAAUCGACCUGCUGGUUUUACAGUUGAGAUCACAAACUCGGAUCCGUCCAUGGUCAUCACUGGAAUCAGAAUCCAGGUUGGCUCUCAGGACCCUCUUCGCAGUCCUACAUUUGUUGAGGUUCAGGGUAGAAGCAUUCAGCUGAACGUGACAGGCUCCAGGUGGUUUGACUUCCCUCUGACAAGAGAAGAGAGCCUCCAGGCUGACAGAAAACUAUCAGUUACUUUCGGCCCUUCUCAAGAUCCUGAAUAUGCAACCAUGCUAGAUUCCAUGUUAGUUUACGGAAAGACCAAAGACUCGUUUGGCUGGCCUGAAGAGAAUGAAGAGUCUGGCUCGUCGAGUGGAACAGUAGCUGCAGGAACCGGAGAUACUGAGAACAACAGCGCACUAGAACAAAUGACGUCCUUGGAAAAGGUGGUUUCUGGGGUUCUUGAAGUCCUUGAUUGCUCCUUUACCCUAUUUGGCUGUCUGGAGGAGAAACAAGUGCAGCAGAAAUUGGUUACCAUCGACCUUGCCACAAAGAUGUUAACCCUUCCAACCUCCAACAACAUUCAGACUCACUCCAAGUCUCUUCUUGCUGCUCUGCACGCCAGCAGAGGAAGCUAUUACGAUUACAAAGAUCGUGCAAUCUUGGAGCAUCUUGUGGCUGUGCUAGAUGAGCUCUCUGCCAUACCAGAGUCCAGAGACCUUGACGCUGAAACCUUCUACAGAGUGGUGUUGAUGGCGCGCAGCAUUGCUGCGGCUCGGCCACAGAAUCUGCACAAAAUGGCAGAGGCCUUGUACCAAAAUCGUCCAAGACCAUUCGUUGCUCACUUACUUGACAUUUUCUGGCGCCUGCACGCGGCCCGACCAGUAAAUUCAGCUCUGGCUCCGGUUUGUGUACCUGGUCUGAGGCAUAUUGAGACCACGGUGCACGCCUUGGUCGAGAUCGUGCACGCCUUCGCUGUCUGCGACAUCGAGCAGGUUCCCCUCGCAGCUCAGCACUACCUGCAACUGCUUCUUUGUCCCGAUUCGCAAGUGUCAUUCAGCAGCAAGCAGGCUCUGAUCAGGGUGUUGCGGCCCAGACAGCGCAGCCGGAGGAGAGCUGCCUCCUUGCCUCCACCGUCUCCUCCAAUCACGGACGUGGACACUACAGAGCCAAUUCGAAUGCUCGGAGAGGAAGCCGCGGCAGUACCUCCACCUGCCCAAGCACCGGCUAAUCCCAUAGCGGCUCUCUUGAAUGCUGGUGGUGGCUACCCACCCCUGCUAGGUAUACCUCCUGAAGCGAUGGAUGAAACGAUGAUGGAGCUGGCAAUCGCUCUGAGUCUCGAGGAAGACGGAGAUCCUAUGGCUAAUCUUCUCAGCGUGCAGCAAAAUCUUCAACAGGGAAUGCAGAACUUGGAGGCUCAACAGGCAGCCCAGCAGGCUCUGCAGAAUCUACAAGUCUUAGCAGGCCAGGCAGGACCAAGUCAGGCUCCUGAGGCUGGCCAUUUGUCCGACACAACCGCGUCAGCUCCCUGCUCCGACGAUGAAGGCUCAAACGCAGCCACAGAUGGAAGCACUCUGCGCACGUCUCCUGCUGAACAAGGAGGUUCCGAGAGCGGAGGCAGUGGCGCCGAGAGCUUUGAGAUGUACGCAGUGGGACGGGUGGACGAGUCAAGCAAAUCACUGAGCAGUCAGAAGGAAAUCCAGCCUGUGGCAGAGCAGCAGCAGCAGGCUGCCGAAGCGCGUUCCUUGCUGGUCGAAAGGCUGCUGUUAGAGAAGCUGCUCGACUUUUUGCCCAAGCUGCGUGAAGUGGGAGGCGUGCAAGCCAUUCCCUUACUGCAGGUCAUUUUGAUCCUGACCUCGGACCUUGACGGUGACGACCUGCGAGACAGGCACUGCCUGGAAGCGUUGCUCGUCGCCCUGAUCAAUGAACUGGGCAUCAAGAGGCCGGUUGACGCCGCCACCGCUUCAGAGUGCAAACGCUCUCCUUUAGUGGAGGUUCACCUGGUGAUGAUGCGAUUCUUGAGUGUUCUCAUGAGCAGAGCCAAGACUGCCAGCAAGGCGGCCACCGCCAGCGACGCUUUCGUGUCCCAAACGACCGCGACCAGCCUUGUGGACAGCCGCGCCAUCGACUACUGCCUGUCCCUGCUGCAAGGCCUUCUCGUCUACUGGAAGGGCCAGGAGAGUGGCCAAACAACUUCCGCAUCCGGCCUGCUCAAGAGCCAGCCAGUGGCCGUUCCUCCAGACAUGUCGCCUUUCUUCCUCAAGCAAUAUGUCAAAGGACUUGGUGGCGACGUGUUCGAGUCGUACCCGCAGCUGCUGACUGAAAUGGCCCUCAGACUGCCAUACCAGGUCCUGAAGCAUUCGGAUUGCGCUGCCGCACUCUUUGGGCAGCAGUGGCGCCAGAUCCUCUGCGAUUACAUGAUGACAGCACAGGCACCAUUUGUUCGCAGACAGGUUCGCAAGCUGCUGAUGUUCCUCUGUGGAAGCAAAGACAAGUACCGGCAGAGCAGAGAUCUUCAUUCGCUUGAAUUCCACAUGGGUCGAGCAACUGACCUCGCAGCCGACGCCCUAGCCUACGAUCAGCUUGUGCAGCUGAUGGAGCACUUGAAAGCAUGUCUUGAGGUGGCCACAAGCAGGCCCAAUAACUGGCAGAACUUCUGCCUGUCCUCAGAGCCGCUGAUUCCAUUCCUCUUCAGAGCCAGUUGCACUCUGGAUGAGGGCGUUUGCCCCACUGUCCUCCAACUGUUGCAACAUGCCAUUUGCAGACCAAGAGAGCGUGAAAGAUCUGUUGAGUCUGACGAUGACCGACCAGACUGCUCUCUACUGGUUGGCUACGUGAACAAAAACGUGGCAUCUGAAGUGAUGGGCCAUUUCAUCAAGACCUUCCUCCUUGAGACAAAUGCAGCCUCAGUUCGCUGGCAGGCGCAUGAACUUGUGCUCAGUCUGUUUGAACACUCCUCUGAUGCCGAGCAGCAGCAUCUAUUGUCUCUACUUUGGUCCUUCUGGCCAAGUCUCAAAACCUACGGCAAAAAAGCGUCCCAGUUUGUUGACUUGCUGGGCUAUUUCUCCAAACAAACUGCCGACAAGAACGGAAAGUUACAGGAAAUGGUUAAUUUUGCUGUGGAGGCUCUGAAAGCGCAAAAUCAAGUGCUGGCACAGCAUCCAAACACCUCCAUCUACAGCAAGCUUGGCCAAUUUAUCGAGCUGGAUGGUUACUUCUUUGAAAGCAGGCCGUGUCUAGUUUGCAACAGCCCUGAAGUCCCGCUGUCGAGCAUCAAACUGUCUGCUGUGAAAGUGGACUCGAAAUUCACCACCACUACUCAAAUCGUCAAGUUGGUUGGCAGCCACUCGAUCAGUCGCAUCACCUUGCGCAUUGGAGACAUCAAGAGGGCCAAGAUGGUGCGAAACAUCAACAUCUACUACAACAACCGCACCGUCCAGGCGGUAGUUGAGCUGAAGAACAAGAUGUCCAUGUGGCACAAAGCGAAACGCGUCACCCUCACGUCUGGACAGGCUGAAGUCAAGGUUGAUUUCCCUCUUCCAAUUGUGGCUUGCAACUUGAUGAUCGAGUACGGCGACUUUUACGAAAAUAUCCAAGCCUCCUCGGAGACCCUCCAGUGUCCCAGAUGCGGGGUCUCUGUACCUUCGAAUCCAGGCGUGUGCGGCAACUGUGGCGAAAAUGUUUUCCAGUGCCACAAAUGCAGAGCCAUUAACUAUGAUGAGAAGGAUCCAUUCCUAUGCCACGCGUGUGGCUUCUGCAAGUACGCCAAGUUUGAGUACACUCUGGUCGCUCGGGCCUGCUGCGCUGUGGACCCGAUUGAGAACGACGACGAUCGGCGCAAGACCUUGGCGGCCAUAGCUUCAAUGCAAGAGCGCGCCGACCGAGUGUACAAACAACUGAUGGCCAUCAGACCGACCGUUGAGAACAUUUUGCACAACGUGGAAGAAGGCCACGUGAGCUCUCUGGACGACACGCCUUCGUCAGGAUCAGCCUCUUCUGGCACCUCUAACACGCAUGUCAAACACAAAAUCCAGCUACUGGCCCAGCGCUACUGCACCGAUUGCAAAGGGUCGUUUGAAGAACUAGGAAAAAUUUCUCAGAAGGUAUUGGCUUGCCGCGAAGAAAUCUUAGCGUACGACCGAAAGCAGCGGGAGAGUGCGCCACGUAAUAACGCAGGCCGCAGUCUGUCGCACUCGUGCAAAGGCUGCUACGGCUGCGCCAGUGCCACCAUGGAGCAUUGCCUGACCCUGCUAAAGGCCCUGGCCUCGAUCCCCGGCCCCAAGGAACAGCUCCGCCGCAGCGGCCUUGUCAGCGAGUUGGUCGAGCGAAAUCUGCACAGACGCAGUGCCAGCGUCCAGCAGCAGGUGCGCCAACUGCUCUGCCUGCUUGCCCGCGACCAACCUGAGACAACUGCUGAGCUCUGUCAACUGCUCACCGACCGCAUCUCGUUGGCGUUAUCAGCACCUUCGUCAGGCCAACUGAGCGUACAACCAGAAAUGAGUCUCUUGUCCUCUCUAAUCUGCACUGAAGAUUCCUGUUGGGAGGAAAAACUGCGUUGCGUUGUGCGUCUGUACCUUGCAGCUGUGCAGCAAGCCUCUCCUCCGGUCACCGAGGCGGUCCUUCUACCUUGUCUGCACAUCCUGCUCGGCCUGAUGAACCCGCCCAAACCAAGCACGCAGUCGCACAAGGACAAGAGCGUGCUGCAGCUGUCAGGAAUAGCGCCGGCCCAAGAGUCUUCUCUCAGUCUUGACGCGUGGCUCAACGGUGACGCGAGACACUCCUUCGCAAAGUGGCGCUCUUGGCACCUGCAAAGAAAGGAACCCAUCUCUAGGGAGGAGGCCAGGACCACCUACCUCGAGUACAAGUACCUACGCAGGUGGAGGGCCUCUGCUGGUCAUCACGUUCCGCGCCUCAGGUUCUCGCAGACUUCCUGGCUGAGACAUGUCCUCUUCAACCAAGGCUCCAGGGUCGCCAGACAGGCUGCUUGCAAAAUGCUGGAGACCUUCUUCGCCUGUCAAGUGCCCCAGAGGAAGCAAGAACUGCUGAACCUGCUGACUGAAUUCCUCGACGACCUGGGUUCAGCUGGCGAAACAGCAGCCGAGUUCCUCGCCCUUUACCGCACCCUGAUCCAAGCUGACUGCUGGAAACGCUACUUGGCCCUGCGAGGUACGCUCGUGCGCCUGGCCGACCUGAUCAGUCGCGAAAUCAGCCAGCUGAGCCGUCAGGAGGAGAGUUCCCUCGACCUGGCUGAAGGAUUCGCCCUCAAGUCCCUGACAGAGUUGCUCUCCUGCUUCCUGGAGCACGAUGCCAUCAAGCGGCUGUACAAGGGCCGGCUGGUGGGUGCCGUUCUCAACGGCUACCUUGCCCUGCGUAGACUGGCUGUCCAACGCACCAGGCUGAUCGACGAAACGCAAGACAAGUUGUUUGAGCUGCUGGAGGAGAUGACCAGCGGCACUGAGGCGGAAACGAACGAUUUCAUGCGGAUCUGUCUUGAUGCCGUGGAGAGGUGUGAAGCUGAUGACGAUUUAACACCAGUCUUCAUCUUGGAGAGACUCUGCUCCAUCAUCAGUCCUGAGGAGAACGAUGUGGGCGACUUCCUACUCACUUUGGACAAGGAUCCACAGCAAGAAGACUUUUUGCAAGGCCGCAUGCUUGGAAACCCGUAUCAAAGCUCGGAGCCAGGCUUGGGCCCUUUGAUGAGAGAUGUGAAGAAUAAAAUCUGUCAAGACUGUGAGUUGGUGGCUUUGCUUGAGGAUGACAAUGGCAUGGAGCUGUUGGUCAACAACAAAAUCAUCAGCCUGGACCUGCCAGUGCGCGAGGUCUAUAAGAAAAUCUGGCUGACCGAGGGUGAUGGUGAAGCCAUGCGAGUUGUUUAUCGAAUGAGAGGUCUGCUUGGCGACGCCACUGAGGAAUUUGUUGAGACCCUUGACAACAAAACCAAGCAGCAGGUUGACAAUGAGCAAGUCUACAAAAUGGCUAAUGUGAUGUCUGAGUCAGGUGGAAUUCAGGUGUUAUUAAAGCGUUUGCUGUGUGUGAACAAUGUAGUGAGAUCAAAACCUUUGCUGCAAGUGCUGCUGAAACUGUUCCUCUUGUGCACAAAGGUGAGAAGCAACCAGGAAUUGCUAGCUACGCCUUCGGUCGGAGCAAUCGAAGCAUUCUUGGCCACCGCUGAGAAAUGUUUGACCGCUGGAAAAGCUGUUGAGCCGCGAACGACUGAGCAAAUCUUGAACAUUAUGGAGACCAUUCUUACCUUGGCUGCGACCAAACCACUGGACCACUUCCUGCAGCUCACCAGAUCUGCUAAAGGCGCUGAGCACGUCAAGGACCUCCUGCAGUUUGCGUCUGGAGAGGUCAGUCCCCAGCUCUUGCAACACCUGGCAAAGGUGGCCGGCGCCCUGAGCUACGGUGACCCAGGCCGCAUGGCUGUCCUGACCAACUACCUUGCGCCAGCCCUUGAUUUUGAGAAGUAUGACCUCUCUCGCUUGCCGGACGAAGAGCAGAAGAUGGAGUUCCUCUGCCUGCUGGCGUCCGGAAUGGACCACAAUGCAGCCGGCAGCACCCUGAAGGACCACCUCAACCAGCUAGGUGUUGUGCGCAAGGCCGUCGAUUACAUCGCAGCGCAUGCGCCACCUGCCUCGCCGCUGAUGCUGGUGCCUGGCACCGACGCCUGGAAGGAUUUCAUCUCGAGACCAGCCCUCAAGGCCAUUCUCAGGGUACUUGCUGGAUUGGCUACAGAACAUGAGCCAACUCAGCUGGAAGUCUCAACACCAGAGUGCAUCGCUGUUUUGCACAGACUGGAGCAAGUUUCAUCGGAGGAGAGAGUCGGAUCGCUCUCUGAGAACCUGCUGGAAGCGCUGGGCACCAAUGAGGCUGUGAAGGAGAGGAUCGAAAAGGUGCGUCAUCACACCAGAGCAGAAAAGAAGAGACUGGCUAUGGCGAUGAGGGAGAAACAGCUGGGAGCCCUGGGCAUGCACACAAACGAGAAAGGGCAGGUCACAGCCAGCAGCUCCCUUCUCUCUCAGAUGGAUGAGUUGGGUGAGGAAACUGGCUUGGUCUGCGUCAUCUGCCGUGAAGGCUAUCGGUGCCAGCCGAGCAAGGUUCUGGGCAUUUACACGUACACGAAACGGUGUGCGCUGGAAGAGGAGGAGCGGAAGCAGCGCCGUUCCCUGGGCUACUCAACCGUCAGCCACUUUAAUGUUGUGCACAUUGACUGCCACAUGGCCGCCGUGCGUCAAGCGCGCACCAGGGACGAAUGGGAGUCUGCCGCCCUGCAGAACGCCAACACCAGGUGUAACGGACUGCUUCCUUUGUGGGGUCCUGUCGUGCCAGAGUCCGCUUUCGCCAGCUGCCUCGCCAGACACAACACUUACCUGCAGGAAUGCACUGGCCACCGCGACAUCUCCUACUCGAGCACUGUGCACGACUUGAAGCUGCUACUGCUGAAAUUCGCCUAUGAACGCUCCUUCAACGAAGACACUGGCGGCGGCGGACCUGAGUCCAACAUGCACCUGCUGCCGUAUCUGGUGCACAUGGCCCUCUAUGUCCUGAACACAACAAGAUCCGCGUCGCGGGAGGAAAAGUCCCUCUCUGCAUUCCUGGCCGCCAGCCAAGACACCUGGGUGGUUAACUCAUUCGUGCCAGACGGGCCUUUGUACUGGUGUGUCAUGUCAGUGCUCCUAAGGUCAUUCAAAAAAUGGGAACAGGAGGACGGAGUGGCCCAUCUUAAGCGGCUGUUGAUUUUGGCGCAGACGAGGCACGUGGAAAAGUCAAACACCCAGCAGGUGAAGGCGACGAAGCUAUCAGACUCGUCAGUAAAGGAGUAUGCUGUUUACAAACCCUAUCUUUUGUACUACGCACUGGUGGACGGCCUCUACAAGUACUGCUUUAAGAAGGUUACAUGCGGCAGCGAGGAGCAGUGGCCCAAUGCCCUGGCAGAAUACAUCCGCCACAAUGACGAGAACCUUGUCAAAGCCAGCAACCAGCUGCUCUCCUUUUACUCGGACGAGCUCUUGCCGUGUGCCUCCUUUGAUGAAUUCUGCGACAUAGUCGGACUUCUUGGCGAGAUAAACAACCCUGAGUCUUUCCUUUCCGACACUCUCAGAGGCGUGUCUGGAUAGCAGAGUAACCCGUGUGUCCUGCCGAUGCUUGCACACACUCUCGAUUCGUUUUUCAGCAGUUGCAGUUUUAAUUAGAAUAUUCUGUUUUUGUGCUAAACCUUGUGGAUUCAGUCAAUUUAUGCAAUUGGUCACUAUGAAUAAAUAUAUUGCUUUGCAUGA
Messenger RNA from Cloeon dipterum, 14981 nucleotides. RefSeq names its product E3 ubiquitin-protein ligase-like protein poe (gene poe). NCBI's taxonomy places the organism in Eukaryota, Metazoa, Arthropoda, Insecta, Ephemeroptera, Baetidae. The transcript has 42 exons. Gene Ontology annotation, molecular function: zinc ion binding. Bases 42 to 14822 code for a protein of 4926 amino acids. The record is from RefSeq and is a predicted model, not a curated record.